UUUGACUAGAAGAAACCAUUUGGUUCACUUGCCAUGCGUGCUUUAUCUUUGGCAGUUCCACUUGCGGCUAUUACCGCAGUCUACCUGCCCAAGCAACUGCAGCCAGCUCCGGGGGUCGAGACAUGGCUGUUCUUCGACGGAGUCUGCAACCUUUGUGACGGCUUUGUGAACUUCGUCUAUGCUGGUGAUUCCCAAGGUCGGGUCCGCUUUGGUGCCUUACAAAAGCAUCGAGAGCUGCUUGAAAGGCAUGGUGCUGGGCGCUAUGCGGAAGGAGGCGAGGAAAGUAUGUCCACUGUGGUCGUGAUUCAAGACGGUCAGGUCUUUAUCCGCUCCUCUGCAGCACUCAGAAUCUUAGCGGUUAUGGAUCAGCCUUGGAGGAUGCUUGCGGUCUUCUACUUGGUACCUCUCCCCCUUCGGGAUUUCGUGUAUCAACUCGUGGGGCAGCACCGCUAUACCAUCUUUGGUAAAAAGGAGCAGUGCAUGACUCCCUCUGGCGACUUUAAGAGGAGGUUCCUUGAGUAUGAUGCCUCGGAGGACCGUCAUCCCAUCUUCCAAUGAGUUUGAUGACCAGAAAGCUGUCGAUCCCAGCUUCCCAAAGAGAAUCUUUGUGGUAAAGCUGCAAGUCCAACAAAGACUGCUACGCAAGCCAGUUGCCCCUGAUGCUCACUCAGCCUUGCUAAUUUAGCCAGGCAAAAGACUCGCAGAACGUGCCAAAAACGAGCUUGGAGAAGGAUGAUGUAUGGUUUGAGGGGCUGUUGGGUAUAGUAACCCAUCCUGUCAUCAGACCCCCAAUGAUUGCUUGAGCACACUGACGGGUUUGUCCCAUUUGUCCAGGCUUCCACCGAGCUUUUGGGCUCAGAGGACUUG
This is a messenger RNA of Durusdinium trenchii, 867 nucleotides long. NCBI's taxonomy places the organism in Eukaryota, Dinophyceae, Suessiales, Symbiodiniaceae. The record is from the annotation of a GenBank genome assembly.